UUAAUCAUACACAACUUCAUUAACCAGCAAUUAGGGAGGAGAAAACAGAAGAUUAAUAACAUGAAAAUCAUUACAGCUGUGGUUAUUCUAGGCUGCCUGCUUGUUGUAGAGGUGAAAGGCCAGGCUAGAGUUCCGAAGGGCAGGUGUUUUUGUGCAGACAAAGGUGUGAACAUGGUUCCUCCAAAACUGAUUGAGAAGAUUGAAAUCAUUCCACCAAGUCCCUCUUGUAAAACCCAGGAGAUUGUUGUUACUCUGAAAAACAGUACAGAGCAGAAAUGCUUGAAUCCAGAAUCUAAAUUCAUGCAGAAAUACAUAAUGAAGGCUGUUGAAAAGAGGAGCCUGUAGUAGAAAUAGGAGAAGAAAUAGCCUGCAGAUGAAUCCAUAUGAGCUAUUGUAAAGUGAAGAACAUAUUAUAUCAGCACCCUACGAUCAGUAACCAACAUCCUUCAGACAAAUCUUAAACUGAAAUUUUGAAUGUAGAUCUUUCCUUAAUGUUUGCUUAAAUGUUUCCAAAAUGUUGUGUUUGGAACUUGUUUUGUGUCUGAUAAACAUGAUCAUUAAUCACUGUUGUGCAUUUUAAAAUAGUAAUGCAAAACAUGCCUGAUUUCAGUGUGUCAUACGUACAGUCGUGCAAAAUAAAGGUUUUGUUGACAUUUCAGUAUAUACAUUAUAUUGUUGUACUUAUGGUCAUUCUAUAGAGCAUAGAUUAAAAAUAAACUAAAUAAAAAACAAAA
This is a messenger RNA of Cyprinus carpio (common carp), 734 nucleotides long. Its product is annotated as C-X-C motif chemokine 11-6-like. The transcript has 5 exons. Gene Ontology annotation, cellular component: extracellular region. Gene Ontology annotation, biological process: chemokine-mediated signaling pathway; antimicrobial humoral immune response mediated by antimicrobial peptide; inflammatory response. NCBI's taxonomy places the organism in Eukaryota, Metazoa, Chordata, Actinopteri, Cypriniformes, Cyprinidae. The record is from RefSeq and is a predicted model, not a curated record. The coding region runs from base 61 to 345 and encodes 94 amino acids. Gene Ontology annotation, molecular function: chemokine activity; CXCR chemokine receptor binding.